Messenger RNA from Cydia pomonella (codling moth), 1387 nucleotides. Its product is annotated as protein Jumonji-like. Gene Ontology annotation, biological process: chromatin remodeling. Bases 1 to 1062 code for a protein of 353 amino acids. NCBI's taxonomy places the organism in Eukaryota, Metazoa, Arthropoda, Insecta, Lepidoptera, Tortricidae. Gene Ontology annotation, molecular function: histone demethylase activity; DNA binding. The record is from RefSeq and is a predicted model, not a curated record. The transcript is spliced from 5 exons. Gene Ontology annotation, cellular component: nucleus.
AUGAAGCUUCGUGUUACGCUUGUAUUUUUUUUUAAAUACAGGAAACCGAAAGUUGCUCCGGUCAAAGAGAAGAAAACGUUACCGAAGCGUGCGGCGAAGGCAGCCCCUGCGCCCCCUGCCCAGGAAGAGGUGGCCACCAACACGAGACUUCUCAGGAACUCCCGCGACCCUCCGCCGCCAAACCCGGACGUGUACGAGUUCGACGAACUAGAAGGCUCUCGGCCUCCCUCGGGCCUCCGCCGCCGCAACCAGCCCACCCCCGACCCCCCCGCGCAGAGCCCCGAAAGCAUACAAUACAUGGACAUAUGCCCUACAAGCUCUCAACUAGCCAAAAUUAAUACCAAACAAAAAGAAGUUGGGAACGUACUUAGUGUCAGCUUGGUACCUGAGGACGAUAUAUAUAAGAAGCGGAAGAAUUUGAUAGAUAAUCUGACGAAUAGUCCAGCGCUGUUAAACAAGAUUUUCAACUCCUUACCGACAGAACUUCAGAACGAGCUUGGGAGCUUGGCCACGGAGGGGACUGGGCGGGAGGAGGCUUAUUUGGACGAAAAGGCGGGGACGGUCUUAGAGGCACCCACGUACUAUCCUACGGCUGAGGAGUUUGAGGAUCCGAUAAAAUACUACGACAAAAUCGCCCCCGAGGCCUCAAAAUACGGCCUCUGCAAAAUAGUUCCCCCUGAAAACUUCAAACCAACAUGCACGAUGAGCGACACGAUCCGCUUCGCGGUCAUAUACCAGUACAUCUCCAAGAUGUUCAGCCGCUGGGGCCCCGUGUCCAGGGAGCUGGCUGCCAUCAAGGCGCACCUGCGGACCCAGAGCGUCGUGUUCGCGCGGUCUCCCCUCUUGGACGGCAGCGAAGUGAACCUCCCCAGGCUAUACCACGCCGUGGAACGCAACGGCGGUCUCAGCAACGUCAUACAACGCAUGCGGUGGGGCCGCGUCGCCGACGAGAUGAAGCUGACCAAGUUGCAGCACCCGGAGCGCAAGCUGGACCCCAUAUACAUGCGAUAUCUGCUGCCCUACGCCACGUUGUCCGAUCGUAAGUUAUUAAGAUUGUGGUGACCAUAAACUCCACACUAAUUACUGCUCCAGCGGGCCCGAAGUCAGGCGACGGCGGGAGCGGCCCGCAGCCUGGCGGUCCCUGGCUGUGACGUCACGCCCCCACCGCGGCGCGGCCGGCCGGAGCUCAGUGCAUCGCCCGCGCUCGGACAGAGGCUCCCAGAGAUUCGCACUAAACGCACGCCGCUUUUCUCCGCCUUAUCGCUAGCCUCUGCUUACGCGCGCUACGCGAUUAUAAUAUUCUAUUUAGCUUCUUUCUGUCGCCUAAACUCUUUCCGUACUUUGCACGCUUGUAAAUAUCUUUUAAUUAUUAUAAAUUUUAUAUGGA